Molecule: messenger RNA, 1230 nt
Organism: Metarhizium brunneum ARSEF 3297
Lineage: Eukaryota; Fungi; Ascomycota; Sordariomycetes; Hypocreales; Clavicipitaceae
Gene: PELO
Product: Protein pelota
Biological process (GO): nonfunctional rRNA decay; ribosome disassembly; nuclear-transcribed mRNA catabolic process, no-go decay
Cellular component (GO): cytoplasm
Source: RefSeq, a predicted model, not a curated record
AUGAAGUUGAUUAACAAAAGAGUCCUCAAGGAUGUGGAGGAAGACCAGGUUUCUCUGCUGCCAGAGGACCCUGAGGACAUGUGGCAUGCCUACAACCUCAUUAUCCCUGGCGAUCUAGUACACGCCCAUGCGCUACGGAAAGUUGUUACAGUCAACUCCGGCACUGGCGCAGCAGCCGCCGAACGAGUCCACACAGACCUGACGAUCAAGGUCAAGUCGACCUUCUUCGAUCCUGUCAUAUCUUCCCUGCGAGUCUCUGGCGUCGUCGCAUCAGAAAACGACCAUGUUCCCAUGGGAUCACAUCACACACUCGAUAUCGAAGUAAACCGAUCCUUUACCGUCAUCAAGCCCGAUGGUUGGGAUUCCGUUUCCAAAGCCACCCUGUCACAAGCGCUUUCCGAUGACAAGAACGGAGCUAUGGCAGCGGUAGUCAUGCAAGAAGGGCUAGCAAAUAUCUGCCUCAUAACUCAGUUCCGUACCGUUGUCAAGACUCGCGUAGAGAGUGUUGUCCCCAAGAAGCGCGAUACUGCUGCGGAUCAGGAUGCCGGCCUCAAACGAUUCUUCGAGAAGACUCUGUCCUCACUCCUCCGAGCCGUCGACUUUUCGGACUCACGGCCACUCCUACUAGCAAGUCCUGGCUUCGUGGCCCAGGAUUUCAAAGAAUUCAUUGCAAAGAGAGGUCGAGACAAGUCGGACAAGGUGCUCACCGCCGUUUCCAAGCAAGCUACGGUUAUUCACGCCAACUCUGGGCACGUUUACAGUCUGAAUGAAGUCCUCAAGAGCCCCGAAGUAAUAGCAAAAAUGAAGGACAUGAGCUACAUCAAGGAGGCACAAUAUAUGGACAAUUUCUUUGAUCUAUUGAAAAUGGACGACGGACGAGCAUGGUACGGCACAAAAGCGGUAGAAAAGGCAGUUGCCGACGGGGCAGUUGGUCCUGGCGGCGGCGUUCUGCUCGUUAACAACUCACUAUUUCGAAGCCAGGAGUUGGCAACACGCAAAAAGUACGUGGCGUUGGUUGACAAGGUGAAGAAUGAUGGAGGGGAAGCACGGAUAUUAAGCAGCGACCACGAGAGCGGGCAGAGGCUGAAAAUGAUGGGCGAUAUUGCGGCUACCUUGAAUUAUCCCAUGAUGGAUUUGGAUGAUGACGGGGAGGACGAGGAGGAGCCCCAGGCAGUUGUGCCCGAACGAAACCAUGAGGAUGACUACGGCAUGCUAGACAGCGUUAUAUAG